Molecule: messenger RNA, 1958 nt
Organism: Alternaria alternata
Lineage: Eukaryota; Fungi; Ascomycota; Dothideomycetes; Pleosporales; Pleosporaceae
Product: MFS transporter-like protein
Exons: 7
Coding region: 359-1801 (480 amino acids)
Biological process (GO): transmembrane transport
Cellular component (GO): membrane
Molecular function (GO): transmembrane transporter activity
Source: RefSeq, a predicted model, not a curated record
CACGCGAGGAAUUCUUUUCCGCAGGAUUCAGCCUUCAUGGAUGGUUUCAGGUUGUCGGGUAGCGGGGGACUACUUCGGGUGGCCGAAGUUCUCGAUCUCUUAUCGUCUCUAUCUUGUGUGCUGAGUCCGUGUAUGCUCGACCAGCGCACGAGCACGUUCUUUUGCACGCCGGAUAUGCGAACCCCAUGGGGCACGGGGCUUCCCCCGCAUCUCGGCAUGCAGCGAUCCCUGGAUCAGCAACAAGUUGCUUUGCCAAGUUCGUGGAGUCUGGGGAAGAGAAGAACUACAAAGCUGGCUGUUGUCUGGGGGUAAUGAGGCAUCAUCAGCUCUGGAGGUCGCAAAGCUCCAUCUAUUCACUAUGGCGACUCCAUCCAAUGAUAUCAAGUCCAAGGUCUCGAUCGAGCACAUCGAUACACUAGACAAACCGCAAAAUGUCGUUGCUUUGGACAAAUUCGGAGCAGCGACCGAGUAUACCCCUGAAGAGAAAUCUCUGGUCAGGAAGUUGGACACCCAUAUGAUGCCAAUGCUUUGGAUCAUGUACUUCAUGAACUUCCUUGACCGUAACGCCAUUGUCAACGGAAAGAUCAACAACAUGCACAAGGACCUCAAUCUGCAGGGGACAGAAUACAACACAUGCGUGAGCAUCUUCUUCGUCGGUUAUCUCGUAGGGCAGGUACCCUCAAACAUGCUCCUGACUCGUGUCAAACCCUCCCACUACAUGGCUGGUUGGACGAUGGCAUGGGCAAUCGUAUCGACACUCAUGGUUCUCGUGAAAGACUACCAUGGCAUGUUGGCAUGCAGACUUGUACUUGGGAUGACGGAGGCACCGUUCUAUCCAGGAGCACUGUACAUGAUCAGCUCUUUUUACACACGUAAGGAGACCGCAACAAGGAUGUCGGUGUUCUAUACUGGCAACUUGCUUGCGAGUUCCUUCUCUGGUCUUAUCGCAGCUGGAAUAUUCGCCGGACUGGACGGGAAAAAGGGCCUUGAGGGGUGGCGAUGGCUGUUCCUUAUUCAGGGGGUCUUCACAGUUCUCAUCGCGGCGAUGGCAUUCUUCCUCCUACCUAACGCACCCCUUCAAACCCGGUGGCUCACCCCAGCCCAGCGACAACUAGCACACAGCCGCAUCGAACAAGAUACGACCCAGAAGCGAGACAAGGUCAACGUCUGGAAAGGUCUCCGAGAGGCAGCAGUCGACUACCGCACCUGGAUCUUUGCACUCAUGCAAAACCUUCACUUAUCAGCGAAUGGCUUCAAAAACUUCCUACCAACAGUCGUGCAGACGUUAGGUUUCAACCGAACAAUCACCCUCGUAUUGACCUGCCCUCCGUAUCUCAUCUCAGCCUUCGUGUCUGUAGCAGUAUCCUGGUCAUCUGGUCGCUUCAACGAGCGCACCUGGCACAUCACGCUCUCCAAAGCCGUUGCGAUUGUGGGCUUCAUCGUGGGGACUGCCACCUUGAACAUUGGCGCGCGGUAUUUCGCCAUGGUGCUAUUCGUAGGAGCGACCUAUGGUGUCAACAACAUCGUGCUGGCUUGGACCGCCGGUGUGCUCGGCCAGACGGACGAGAAGAAAUCAGUCGCAUUGGCUAUCGUCAAUACGUUGGGCAACCUCUCCUUCGUUUACACGCCGUAUCUGUGGCCCGACAGCGAUGCGCCGCGCUUUGGCAAGGCCAUGUAUGCGAGCGUGGGCUUCUCGGCGGGUGUGGUACUGUGUGCGUGGGUGAUGAGACUUGUGUUAAUGAGAGACAACAAGAAGAUCCGUGCAUCGGACAACGAGGCUAUCAACUUCUAUGUGUACUAGCGAAGCGAAGGAGGCCACCAGGAGAUCUCUUAUCAUUGGCUUUUGCCUUUCAUGGGAUGGCAGAAUGAGAGGAAAUGGAAGUUGCAAAGCGUCAGGAAGCUCAAGGGAAAGUAAAAAGGAGUGAUAGCCUACAAUGUAACACAAAUUGCUGAUGUCG